AUGGCGGGGGACGGCAGAUGGGUGUUGGAUAUCAUUUGGCACACGCUGUUGCUCGGCGGCGGCGCCGUGGGCAACCUCUGGAGCAGCUGGUCGAUGGAGAUCCUGCUCGGCGUCAGCUUCGCGGCGCAGCUGGUGCUCACCGUCACCGCCGGGUUCCGGUGGCGCAGCGCCUCCGCCGCGCUGCGCCGCGUCAUCUGGCUCUUCUACGUCGGCGCCGACUUCGUGGCGACCACCGCGCUGGGGCACCUCUCCGUCAGCGGCACGGCCGGCAAGCGCCGCCUCGUCGCGUUCUGGGCGCCCUUCUUCCUGCUCCACCUCGGCGGGCCCGACAGCAUCACCGCCUACGAGCUCGAGGACAACCAGCUGUCCGCGCGCUACGUGCUCGAGCUCGUCCUCCGCGUCGCCGGAGCGGUGUACAUCGUCUACAAGUCCACCCAUGGCAGCUGGGCCUUGAUCUCGGCGUCCUGGCUGAUGCUCUUCGUCGGCGUGGCCAAGUACACCGAGAAGACGAUGGCGCUCCGCCGCGCCAACCUGGCCAGCGUCCGGAGCUCCGUGGAGAGGCAGCGCCGCCGGCAGCAGCGCCACCGCACGGAAGGUGGCGGCCGGCGUUCCACCAAGCUCGUGUUUGCCGGAGACGACGAUGGCGCCCUUGUGAUGAAGGCUCACGCGCUGUUCCACAUCUGCAAGAACUCCAUGGUGGACUCGUCGGUGGAGACGGCGUCGAACACCUACGACGCGGCGGCGGCGGCCGACACCAAGGAGACCCUCUUCCAGCUCGAGUGGCCGCAGCUGUUCAGGGUGAUGGAGAUGGAGCUCUCGCUCAUGUACGACUUCCUCUACACCAAGGCCGCCGUCAUCUACACCUGGCACGGCUACGCCAUCCGCGCCGUGUCGCCGGUGUUCACCGCCGUCUCGAUGGUCCUCGUCGAGCUCAGCAACGUAGGCGGCCACCACCGGCGAUCCGACGUCGUCAUCACCCGCCUCCUGCUCGUCGCCACCUUCCUCCUCGAGACGGCGUCGCUGCUCAGAGCCGUCGGCUCGUCAUGGACGGGAUUCUUGCUGCACCGUGGCCUCCGACACGGCUGGAUUCGCCAUGAAGCCCUGUGCGCGAGCCGGUGGCUCCGGUUCCAUCACGCGAUGGCCUCCGUCGGCCGGAUCGCCAACUCGCAAGCUCACCGGAAAUGGUGCGGCAAGAUGGGCCAGCUCAGCGUGUUGCAGCUCAUCAUCACCGGCGCCGGCAGCGACAGGGGGGAGAGCCAAGAUCGGUCAUGGGACAAGGAAUGCGCGCGAUACUCGGAGAAGAACACGAUGGUGAUCCCAGCUGAGGUGAAGGAGGUGGUCUUCCGGCGAGUGAGGCAGCAGCUGCUCGACCUGAGGGCGAGGAUGAACAGGGAGGCGGCGGACAUGGACCUGAGGAAGAUGGCGGCGAACUUGAGGACGAAGAGGGGCCAGCUCGCGCUGCAGGGCCGCAACCUUCUCGGCGAACUCCGGUGGAGCCUCGGCGACGAGCUCCAGCUGGGCAUCCUCACGUGGCACGUCGCCACCGAGAUCUACCUCUUGCUGUCCGGGAGAACCGCCGCCGCCGCCGUAGCACGGCUGGUGAGGACGAUCAGGACGCUGUCCGACUACAUGAUGUACCUCCUCGCCGUCCGCCCCGACAUGCUCCCCGGACUCGUCACCCGCAAGCUGUUCGAGCUCACCUGCGACGAUCUGGCCCGGGUUUGGUCCAAACACCAGGCCGCCGCCGCCGCCGCCGCCGCCGCCGUGCCGAGGAAAUUCUUCUUCCGGCGGCACAACCGGUGGCGAGUUUCUCCAAGAAUCAGCGACAUGAGGAGCUGGGAGGAGGAGGAGCUCGCCAAGAUGCUGAUCGAUCAAUGGCGGCGCGGACGGGACGACGACACCGGCGGCGGCGGCGGCGGCGGAGUUGCGCUAAACAAGUACCUGUCUCGCGGCGUGGAGCUCGCCAUGAAACUGCUGGACCUGGAGAGGGAGGGGAAGGCGGACAUGGUGCAGGUGAUCCUGGAGGUGUGGGUGGACAUGGUGUUCUACGCGAGCUACCGGUGCAGCAAGGAGGCGCACGCCAAGCAGCUGAGCCAGGGCGGCGAGCUCACCACCGUCCUGUGGCUCGUCGCCGAGCACGUCGGCCUCUUCCUCGUCGGCAAAACCGGCAGGGGAGUUGAAGAGGAUAACUGGAGGAGGAGGAAAGAUGCUAAACGAGGGCGCUGA
Oryza sativa Japonica Group (Japanese rice) is the source of this 2226-nucleotide messenger RNA. RefSeq lists its product as uncharacterized. The record is from RefSeq and is a predicted model, not a curated record. NCBI's taxonomy places the organism in Eukaryota, Viridiplantae, Streptophyta, Magnoliopsida, Poales, Poaceae.